Melitaea cinxia (Glanville fritillary) is the source of this 452-nucleotide messenger RNA. RefSeq names its product bolA-like protein 2. Gene Ontology annotation, biological process: intracellular iron ion homeostasis. Lineage: Eukaryota; Metazoa; Arthropoda; Insecta; Lepidoptera; Nymphalidae. The transcript has 3 exons. The coding region runs from base 170 to 424 and encodes 84 amino acids. Gene Ontology annotation, cellular component: nucleus; cytosol. Gene Ontology annotation, molecular function: 2 iron, 2 sulfur cluster binding. The record is from RefSeq and is a predicted model, not a curated record.
ACUUUAUUUUUUGAGGUAAGCUUAAGAUUUCAGUUGUUCUUCCUUAGUCAUUUUCGUGUGACAGAAAAAAAUAUAAAAUAACCUAUUAUAAUUCGAAGAAGAAAUAAUAACUUUCACUUCGCUUGUCGUUUUAACGAAAUAUCAAUAAUUAACAGUUAUCGUGACGAAUAUGGUCUACACAGAGGACUAUCUUAAAGAAAAACUAACCAAGGAAUUAGAAGCCGUUCAUGUCGAAGUCGUGGAUCAGAGUGACGGUUGUGGGGGCAAGUUCGCUGCGCUCAUAGUCUCUGACAAGUUCCAGGGGAAACCGCUCUUGGCUAGACACAGAUUAGUAAAUUCAGUACUCCAAGAAGAGUUAAAGACAAUACACGCGUUCACACAGAAGACGCUGACUGUCGAACAGUGGAAAUCACAAAACGAAUAACAUUGUAACAUUAUAUUGAUGAUUUAGC